AUGGGCAUGCGCAACUGCCUCCACGGCAAUAAUAUGUCAGGACAACACAAUAUCCCCCCUGAAGACGGCGAACAGCCCGAGCAAGAACCUUUGGAAGCCCCAGGGGCCGCUGCCCCCGGUGCUGGGCCUGGCCCAGCCGAAGAGAUGGAAACCCAAUCGCCUCCCGAUGAGCCCGUCCCCAUCCAGGUCAAUGGCGACGCCAGCGGACCCCCAGAUGUCCCCGGGGCCCACCACCAGGGCCUCAGCCCGGCCUUCGAGGAAGCCGGAGCCGACGGGGGCUACAGCCCACCUCCUGAAGAAGCCAUGCCCUUUGAGGUGGAGCAGCCCACCAUGGGAGGCUUCUGGCCCGACCUGGAGAAGUCUGGACCCCCUGGGACCGGAGCAGGUCUCGAGGCCAGCGGCCUGGCGCCCGUGGAGCCCGGAGCCCUGGCUGGGGCGACGCCGGGCAUGGGAGGAUACAGCCCUCCACCAGAAGAAGCCAUGCCGUUCGAGUUUGACCAGCCUGCCCCGGGAGGCGGCGGCCAGCCUCUCCUGCAGGUCGCAGACCUUGCUCCCGGCGGGCCAGGGGUCCCCGGAGCACCUCCCGCGGAGCCCCGAGUCAUCGGGCCUGCGAGCGCCGCCUUCGGGGGAGACCACAGCCCUCCCCCCGAGGAGGCGAUGCCAUUUGAGCUGGAUGGAGAAGCCUCUGGAAACGACCAUCCACCCCCUGGGCUCCCCGGAGCCAGCCCACCGGGCACCGGCGGCGGCCUCCUGCAGGCCAUCGCGGUCCCGAGGGCGCUCUGCCUCGCUCCCGCCGCGAGCGCGCCUCCUCCCCGGGUGUGGGGCGCCGUCGGCAGCCCAUCCCGAGAGGCAGGCAGCGCUCUUCCCGACGACCAGCGCGCGAGCCCCCCGAUGGAGCUCAGCGGACCCCCACUUGAGAUCGGCAGCGCCCCCGUUGGGGUCGACGACGCUCCUGUCAACACAGACAGCCCCCCAAUCGCCGCUGACGGCCCGCCCAUCGGAAUCGCGGGAGCCCCAGAUAAGAGUGCGCGAGCGCAGAGACCCCCAGUCGAGGGAGAGGCAGCGGAGAUGGAAGGACGCGCAGCCUCCGCCGCCGCGGAGGAAGGAGACGGCCCCCCUCCAGGGGACGGAUCCCCUGCCGGCGCCGGAGGAGCCCCAGUCCACCCCGAAGUGGCGGCCGCCCCUGCGAGCGCCGCCGAGCCGGACGCCGGAGGAGCCCCGGCCGCCCCGGCUGAGCCCGAUGUCGGAGCCGGAGGAGUCCCCGCUGCCGAAGCCGAGCCCGAAGCCCGAGGAGCCCCCGCUGCCGCCCGGGCCGCCGAUGCCGGAGCCCGCGGAGGCCCGGCCGCGCCCGCAGAUCCUGGCCAGCGGGCAGCCCCUGCCGCUCGAGCCGAUCGCCGUGCUCAGGGCGCCCCUGCCGCCCGAGCCGAUCCCGAAGGCGCCGGGGCAGCCCCGGCCGCAGCCGAGCCUCCGGCGGCAAGGGCGGCCCCCGUCGCCACGGCCAAUCCGGGCGCCCGGGGAGCCCGAGUCGCCCCGGCCGCUCUCGCUUCCGCGCCCGCUCCCGCGGCCCGGCCGCCGACUGCCAUCCGCUCAGCCUCCGCAGGCCCGGCCCCCGGGAUCAUCCGCACCGCCUUCGCGUCCCCUACCUCUGUGGGGCCCCGAAGCCUCCAUCUCCUUAGACCCCCCAGCCCCGAGAUCCAGGCUGCUGACCCGCCUACUCCGCGGCCUACUCGGGCGAGCAGCGCCUGGCGGGGCAAAUCGGAGCGCGGCCGAGCCCGGGUCAGGUACCUCGAGCAGUAUCUCAGCGACUCCUCCAGCGAGGAGUCGGAGCAAAAAACCUUCGGCUGCUUCCAGUGGUGGCCCCACCGCAGCCGGCAGCCCCGCAAGACGGCCCCCGAGCGCAACUUACUCCGCAACUUCCUCGUGCAAUCUUUCGGAACCUGCUUCUGCGGCUGCGAGAACCCCGAGCACGGAACCGGGAGCCCCAGCCGGCCCCGGGAUGAGCUGGUGGAAGAGAGGCUCCGCCAGAUGCGCAAAGAAGCCUUGGAGCUGCGCACCAAGAGGCUCGACCCGCUGCGCGCCGGGCGCCUCGAACGCCAACUCCAGGAGGAAAAGACGGAUUAUAUGUGUACGCGCUGCUUCUAGGUAAUAGGGUGAAAAGUGGUGCCGAGCGACAUUGAGGGUCGUUACCGGCUGGAGGCCAGCGCCAGCGCCAGCCGCCGUAAGCUGGACAGGCGAGGGCUUCAGGUGAGCGAGGAACCGCCGGGAGGGGCCGGGGCUCCCCGUGGCUACGUUGGCUGGGGCCGCGGUGGGCUGGGGGCAUGGGGGGCCGCGCCCCCGCCUCGCCUGGCACGGCUGCUUGGACUCGGCUUGUGCGUUUCCUCACUUCUCAUUCGUUCGCCAAACCCUCCCGCCUUUUCCGUUGAAAAACCAGACCCACAGCUCUCAUCGGCCCCUCCCCUCACCUCACAGCAAGGACCCCCACCCCCCUCCACACUCAAACCUGGGGACCUUAACUCUUCUGGGCACAGUCAGAGCAUCAGUGAACAGCAGUCUGCCUAUUCUAUUCUCUGA
Molecule: messenger RNA, 2571 nt
Organism: Dipodomys spectabilis (banner-tailed kangaroo rat)
Lineage: Eukaryota; Metazoa; Chordata; Mammalia; Rodentia; Heteromyidae
Product: guanine nucleotide-binding protein G(s) subunit alpha isoforms XLas-like
Source: RefSeq, a predicted model, not a curated record